UCCGCGAAGCGUGCUACAUUUGCGUUAUGUCCUGUCGAUGGGUUGAGCAACGUACGCCUCCGGAUAAGAGCCCGUCUGCGCCCGUUUACCACUAGAACUUGCAGACAAACUCGGACAAAAGUUUUUAAACAAUAAGCAACAUUUUAUCGUGAACCUAGUUAAAUUAAUGAAGAAUUAAGAAAUAGAAUAAGUUUUUCCCUUUGACAUCUUUGUGUGACUUGCCUUCUCUCUCACUGUGAUUUCUGGUUGAUGUGUUUGGUGUCUUAGAAUUUGAAAAAUAGAUUAUACGUCUGGUGUACCAUCCAUAUCUGGAAUUAAUCUCGAUAACAUUUUUCGAAGUGUCAUUCUCGAAUUUCCAGGCAAGAUGUUUAAAAGUGGUGCAACUCUUGGAUGUAGUUUUACUUCAGGAACCGAAAAAGAUGGUGUAUAAUUCGAAUUGAAGAUUAUGGAAUUUGCAAGAGGAUAUUUUCUUUUACUUUUGGUUCUUCUAUGUUCAGGUGAUGCAGAGUCGACGUCUUCGUAUUUGGACGAGGGGUUUUUCAAUAGCAACGUCAGCAGCUACCCCUACUUCGAAUUCAACGUGCCCCGUAACGUAACCACGGCGGUGGGGCAGACUGCUUUCCUUCACUGCAGGGUCGAGCAGCUGGGAGACAAAGCGGUUUCAUGGAUCCGAAAAAGGGAUCUGCACAUUUUAACUGCCGGAAUCUUAACCUACACUUCGGACCAGAGGUUCCAGGUAAUCAGACCGGACAAAUCAGACAAUUGGACGCUGCAGAUAAAAUUUCCGCAGUUGAGGGACAGCGGCAUCUAUGAAUGUCAAGUGAACACUGAGCCUAAAAUGUCUCUCCCUUUCAGACUGAACGUUAUAGAGGCGAAAGCGAGAAUCCUCGGUCCGAGCGAUCUUCACGUUAAGGCAGGAAGUUCCGUAACGUUAGCCUGCGUAAUUAAUCAAGGACCACAUAACCUAGGAACUGUGCUCUGGUACAAAGGUGAUGAUGUAUUGGAGCUCCCGCAGGAGACGUCCCAGAAUGACAUCGAAAGGACCGCCAGAAUCAGAGAGGAGAUCGAAUGGACGGAUGGAUUAACGUCACGGCUGCACAUCACAAACGUCCACUUAUCGGACUCCGGGAACUAUUCCUGUGUACCCACCACCGCUGCAGCGACAAGUGUGAACGUUCAUGUAAUUAAUGGAGAACAUCCAGCAGCGAUGCAGCAUGGAAACAAAAAUACAGCCCCCCUAUCAUCUUUACAUUGCACCCUUGUAUAUAGUAUCUCUGUCUUCAUAAUAAAACACAUCAGAUGAAACAUCUUGUA
Messenger RNA from Coccinella septempunctata (seven-spotted ladybird), 1314 nucleotides. RefSeq names its product zwei Ig domain protein zig-8-like. Gene Ontology annotation, cellular component: neuron projection membrane. Gene Ontology annotation, biological process: synapse organization. The record is from RefSeq and is a predicted model, not a curated record. Bases 446 to 1303 code for a protein of 285 amino acids. The transcript is spliced from 6 exons. NCBI's taxonomy places the organism in Eukaryota, Metazoa, Arthropoda, Insecta, Coleoptera, Coccinellidae.